AUGAGUCAUGUGUUUCUCUUCGUUUUCCUCAUACUAAGCAUUUUUCUUUCCUUAAAUGUCAAAGCACAACAGAAUUACUCAGGAAAUUCAGUACUUAGCCGCAAGAACUAUGACAAAAUGGGUCCUUCUCCUUCAUUCCUUUACACUUGCAAUGGCCUUAACAAAUCCUGCAUGGCUUUUCUCAUCUUCAAAUCAAAACCUCCUUACAACUCCAUACCUACAAUUUCCAACCUCACAUCAUCAAACCCAGAAGAGCUUGCCAGAAUCAAUGAUGCCACUUUUCUCACAGUGUUCCCAAAUGGCAAAGAGGCGAUUGUUCCUUUGAACUGUUCUUGUUUAACUAGGGACUAUUACCAAGCUGAAACCAAAUACAUAUUGGGUCCAAACCCAACGUAUUUCACAGUGGCAAAUGACACGUUUCAGGGUUUGGCCAGUUGUGAUUCUCUCAAGCGUGCCAACCCAUAUGGGGAAUUUGAUUUGCUUACUGGCAUGAAAUUGCACGUACCACUCAGAUGCGCUUGUCCAACAUGGCAUCAGGCCAGAAAUGGCACCAAGUAUUUGCUGACAUACUCGGUAAACUGGGAUGAUAACAUCUCAAAUGUUGCUACAAGGUUCAAUGUAUCAGCAGGUAAUCUAGUUGAUGCUAAUGGUUUUUCCACACAAACACAAACCCUUUAUCCAUUCACAACUAUUUUGAUUCCUUUGCCUAGUGAACCAGUGAGUUCAAUGACCAAAGUUGUGAAUGAUCCACCAACCAUGUCACCUCUUCCUGUUUGCACCUCAAAAAAGUGUAGCUCAAAGAGAAAACUCCACACUGCAAUUGCCACCACAGGGGGUUCCUUGCUGGUUGUGUGUGUUUUUUUAUCCAUGGUUUUUCUGUUGAGAAAGAGGUUCUUUAAGGGAGGUAAAGAGGGUGAGAAAAUAAAGCGGGUCUGUGCAGAAGAUAUCCGCGGGGAAAUAGCAAUUAUUGAAGACGACUCCUCCAAAGUUUACGGUUUUGAGGAAAUAAUGGAGGCAACUGAAGAUUUUAGUUCAAAGAAUAGAAUUGAAGGUUGUGUGUUUCGUGGGGUAUUUGGCAAUGGCAGGGACAUAUUGGCAAUCAAAAAAAUGAAAAGAAAUGCGUCCAAGGAAGUGAUUUUGCUGAAAAGGAUCAAUCAUUUCAAUCUGAUAAAGCUGCAAGGUUACUGUGAAAAUGAAGGGUGCCUCUACCUUGUUUAUGAAUAUAUGGAAAAUGGCUCCUUGAGAGAAUGGCUUAGCAAAAGCAGGUCCACGGAGCAUCAGAGUUGGGUAAAGAGGAUCCAGAUUGCUCUGGAUAUUGCCAAUGGACUUGAGUAUCUUCACAACUUCACAGAACCUUGCUACGUACACCGGGACAUUAACAGUGGAAACAUUCUACUAAACAAAGAUCUAAGGGCCAAGAUAGCAAAUUUUACUCUCGCUGAAGAAUCAGAAAGGAAAAUAACUUCUAGCUGUGCCACAUCGCAUGACGUUAAAGUGAAGGGUUUUAUGGCUCCAGUGUAUCUGGAGGCUGGGAUAGUCACUACCAAGAUGGAUGUUUAUGCCUUCGGGGUGGUGCUGUUGGAAUUAAUCACGGGUAAAGAUUCUAUUGCCAUGCAAGAUGGAAGAGAAGUAAUGCUUCAUGCAGUCAUAGUAAAUCUCAUUGGUACAGAAAAUGAAGAAGAGAAGGUGAGUUUGUUCAUUGAUUCUAGCCUCACUGGACAGUGGGAAAGUAUGUGCUCUCCAGCUAGUUAA
Abrus precatorius (Indian licorice) is the source of this 1752-nucleotide messenger RNA. RefSeq names its product lysM domain receptor-like kinase 4. NCBI's taxonomy places the organism in Eukaryota, Viridiplantae, Streptophyta, Magnoliopsida, Fabales, Fabaceae. Gene Ontology annotation, biological process: protein phosphorylation. Gene Ontology annotation, molecular function: protein kinase activity; ATP binding. The transcript has a single exon. The coding region runs from base 1 to 1752 and encodes 583 amino acids. The record is from RefSeq and is a predicted model, not a curated record.